AAAUCUACCAAAUUCCGACGGGAAUGAAAUUGGGUGCCCUUGCUUUCCGUGGCCACAAAGACUUCUAACUUUUCUUUUCUCUCUCUCUCUCUUCUUGUUUUCUAUUAAAUCCCUUUUUCUUUAUCAAAUUCGAUUCUAAUAAAUUUCCCCAAUAUGGAAUUAUUUAUUUAAUCUUGAUUUUGGCGAUCUCAAGGGAUCACCGCCGUUGAUUUCACUAUAAAUUUGACCCCAGCCGACCCAAAUUUUUAUCAUACAUUAGGGUUACAGAAAAGGGUAAAAAAAUUUAUAUCAGGAGUAAUUUUCUCUGUCUGUCGUCAAUUGUUUCGCAUUUUCCUGCACUGAUUUCCCCCAAGAGCUGUGCUCCCAGACAAUCUGGCUUACAAGAGGCACCUGUCUCUUACAUGCGGUAUCGGAUUUGGGCUUGUGCAGUUGCAAUAUUUUUUAAUUCAGUCUGGCAGCUACAAAAACAUCUAAGGUUGCUCACACCUCUGAGCAGGUGUGGGGUGAUAACGAGAGUGUGAUCUUUUUAUGUGUUUUGAGGAGAUCAAGAUCAUCGUACAUUUGGAGAUUGUGUCGUAUUUCAGAGGGUUUAUCGCUUGACUAUGGCUAAGGUUUGCCUCAGUUGAGACCGAGAAAGUGCUGCCGCAGCAUGUGAUUUCUUUUCCAUAAUUAUUCAGUCUUUGCUUUUAGGAGAUUAGGAGUACUUGAUUGCCAAUUACCUUGAAUAUUGCAAUAAGGCAAGAACUGAUGCAAACCAGUUGUCAAUUGGUUAAGGAUGGUUAGGUUUUCAUGCUUUCAAGCUCACAUCCAUUCCCACAAACACAAGAAAACUGCUCAGUUACCGCGUGAGGCAAUGCAGAAGAUAGCGGAAGAUGCACCUGAAAGUCGGGCUCUGAGGAGUAUUUCCUAUGUGGCAACAGAAAACAACCCAUGCUUGAAAGAAGAUGGAGAUAUUCGCAAUAAUGUUGCUGAUCAUGUGACUGAUUCCUCUCCUACCGAGUGUGAAUACAGAUCUGAGGAAAUGGAGGGCAAAACCAUUAAUGAUUCUGAUAUUGUGGUUCAUAAGAAAGCACAAAUUAAAAAGAGCCAAUCUUUGGGAUGCGGAUUGAAUUGGGAAGAGAGGACAUCUGGUGCUGAUGUCUCAGAGGAUGAGAUAGAGCACAGAUAUUCUUAUGAAAGAUCUGCUGAUCGCAGUGGGUUACUUGUUCCUGAUAGUGUUGAUAAUCAUGGACUCAGCCCGUCAGAUCAAUUUCCAGAACCAAUUCCUUCUGAUUCUGUUCAAGUCGAUUCGGAUUUUGUGAAAAAUAUUUCCAUGUUUUCAAUUGGGGAUCCACAAGAAACUGAAAGGGAUGGUGCUGAUAAAGAUGAUAUAUAUGUAUCUGGUGCAGUUGAUUCUGGUGAGCUUACGCCUUAUAUUCGGCCUCUUAUUGUAAAAUCAAGGUCUUUACCCAGGAUGGGUUCUCCCACCCAGUGCUCUACAUCCUUUUUAACGUGCUCAAGAUCUGCCCCGGAUCUAAAUGCUUUAGAUUCCACGAAGAAUGGCUUGACGCAUGAAGUAGGAAGACAAGUAGAAUAUCAAGAGAGAGAAGACUCAAUGUUUAACAAUGAUAGCGGUGAAAAACCUGCUGAGGACAAUUAUGAGACUUACAACUAUGUUGGUUCUGCAAAAGACUGGAUACUACCUGUGCUGGAUGAGGCAAACACUGACAAAGGUGUAAAAGGAGAAUCUUCUUUCCACCACUGGGAUGAAUUACCAAAUAAGGAUUUUAAGUUAAAACGAAUUCAGGAAUGGGUUAUCGACCUUCAGCACUGUGGCUCAGUGGAAGAAUCUAAUGAAUCUGCUCCAUGCUUUGAUACCGAGUUACCAGAAGGGAAUACUUUAUUGAAAGGACCGACCAAUACAAAAUUGGAAGUCAAGGUCAACCCGGGAAUGGAAGCAGCAAAAAGAUACAUUGCUUCUCUGAAUACCUCGGCUACAGCAGCUCAGUUGACUAACCUUGGAUUAGUUGUGAUCCCCUUUCUCAGUGCAUUUGGUAGCCUGAAAUCGCUUAAUUUAUCCGGAAAUUCCAUAGUGAGGAUUGCUGCUGGUGCUCUCCCUCGAGGACUCCAUGUUUUGAAUCUCUCGAAAAAUAAUAUUUCCACCAUCGAAGGAUUACGGGAUCUAACACGACUUCGUGUGCUUGACCUCAGCUAUAACCGGAUAUUAAGAAUUGGGCAUGGCCUUGCAGCAUGUUCAUCUCUCAAGGAGUUGUACUUAGCCGGUAACAAAAUCAGCGAGGUUGAAGGUCUCCACCGCCUCCUAAAACUGAACGUCCUGGAUCUCCGUUUCAACAAAAUCUCUACAGCCAAAUGUCUUGGUCAACUUGCGGCUAAUUACAACUGUCUCCACGCCCUCAGCUUGGAAGGGAACCCAGCCCAGAAAAAUGUAGGCGACGAACAACUAAAGAAAUAUGUACAAAGUCUUCUUCCCCACCUCACCUACUAUAACAGACAAUCCAUUAAAGUCGGAACUUUGAAGGACGCAUCAGACCGAUCAGCUCGUUUAGGCGUCGGUGCACAUCAAAUUGACCGUGCCGUCCGGAUGGAAGUGAAGAACAUGAGGAAAGGAACCCAUGGGAUUGUCGCUCAGAAGGUAUCAUCGUCUAAUCACAGCCGCAAAGGUCAGUCCUCGCCGAAACCAAGCAGGAGCAGGCACGGGCGUUUGCCCCCAAGUGGAAUGAAGACGGCGCAGGGCCAUCAGUUUGCCGACUUUAGCAGCAAGCUUCUUGGCUUGAGGAGUUUUCCCCGAAGCCGAAGUGAGGGAAAUCUUGGAGCUCUGUAGAAUCAGACUUUGUGUUUCCUAUCUUAAUAAUGUUAUCUUCCAGAUGCAGUGUGUGAUCUCUUCGUUCUUGAUUUUGUCUUGAACUAUGUUGGAGACUUUUUCAUUUGGUGUUUGUGUAAUUUUCCUUGCUUUGGCGAAUGAAACAUUGUCUGUUUUCACAUCCCGUUUCCGUCUUUAGGUUUGGGUGCAGACAAGGAGUCAACACAGCACUUUGUCCUUGUGCAAUGUUAUAGUCACCAUUAGGAAAUGUUGGUCUGGUGAACAUUGAGAAGCUUGAAAAAUGAGAACUUGUGGUUUUCACGAGUAGUAGAUAUGAGUUA
Molecule: messenger RNA, 3141 nt
Organism: Sesamum indicum (sesame)
Lineage: Eukaryota; Viridiplantae; Streptophyta; Magnoliopsida; Lamiales; Pedaliaceae
Product: Outer arm dynein light chain 1 protein
Cellular component (GO): cytoplasm
Molecular function (GO): protein binding
Source: RefSeq, a predicted model, not a curated record